Molecule: messenger RNA, 2304 nt
Organism: Aplysia californica (California sea hare)
Lineage: Eukaryota; Metazoa; Mollusca; Gastropoda; Aplysiida; Aplysiidae
Product: myotrophin
Exons: 4
Coding region: 93-458 (121 amino acids)
Biological process (GO): regulation of barbed-end actin filament capping
Cellular component (GO): nucleus; cytoplasm
Molecular function (GO): protein binding
Source: RefSeq, a predicted model, not a curated record
AUUUAACUUCCGGGUUCAUUCCACCCGGUUUUAGUUCUCAACAAUAGUUAGAUUCAGAAGAAACUUGUCAGCUUACUCAUCCCAGCUUCGAGAUGUCAGAAGAUAAAGACCAAGCUUUGGUCUGGAAAGUGAAAAAUGGUGAACUUUCUGGCAUUCAAAGUGCUGUUGAAAAAGAGGGUGUUAAUGUAAAUAAAGCAAUCACAGGACGCCUUCCACUUCAUUAUGCUGCAGAUUAUGGUCAGACAGAAGUCAUCAACUACCUAAUUUCAAAAGGAGCAUUGGUCAAUGCUCCAGAUAAAUAUGGCAUCACUCCUCUUCUGUCUGCCAUUUUUGAAGGACACACCGAUUGUGUGAAAUUGUUGCUAGAAAAGGGUGCUGACAAGACUGGCCGGUCCCCAGAUGGUGCCACCUACAUAGACUGUGCAGAGAAGGAUGACAUCAAAGCUCUUUUGAAAUAGAAUUGCUCUACAUUAUAUUGUAGACUUGUUUCUUUCAGGCCAGGAUUUUGGUUUUAGGAGAAAAUGAUAGUCAACUCUGUUGUACUAUAAUUGCAUUGUUAAUUUGAUUUGGGAGUGCUAUAUAUUAUCAUGUUGUUCUACACAUGUAUAGGGGUGUGUGCACGUAUUUGCUUUAAAUGCAGAAAGAUGCUUUUCAAUGACAGUGUGUGUUUCUUUGUAUGAAAUGUGAUUGAAAUUUGCAGUACUCUUACAACUUGAGUUGACUCACAUAUUUUUCAACAUGCUGUAUCUAAGAACAAUCACCUCUCUGACACUGGACCUACCCCUUUUCUGCACAACAGACAGUCAGCGAGUUAAAUGUGUCUUGAUUUUUUCAAGAGAACCAAGAUAUUAUGACCAUUUAUUAUUGAUUUAUUAACCAAAAUAUCAACGUUUGCUGAAUAUAUAAUGAUUUUAAAUAAUGUUCAAAGGCUGGGGCCACAAGUGGAAAAUCUUUUCCUGCACUGGUCGUGAUAGUAAGGUUGUUUAUGGAUAUUUGUUGAUGCUUGAGUUGAGAUUUUGUCUUCUUGGAGCUUGCUUUUGAGGGCUGGCAGCUGAAACAAACUAUCAGUAUAUGUUUGAACAAGGUAGUGGUUUCUUUGUGUUUUUAUGAGAAGACGGUUUCACUUUCAGUUUUCUUAAAUUUGGUUAAACAAUACAAAAAGGUCUUUUUGUUGUGGGUUUUUUGUUUUUUUUGGUAUGAGUGCUACAUUUGGGGGGGCCUUGAAUUGUUGCCUUUUUUCAACGUGAAAUGCACUUCAAAGAAAUGCUAUGAACGUCAAAGACAGUGCAUGGCCCUUGAUCAUAUCAAAGGAUAUUUAAUUGAAAAUCAGUUUCGACAGGUCUCGUGCUUUUUAGGAUGAAAAUGAGCCUUUUCUUUUACGGUUAAGAGAGCAUUCUGUCCUAACGAGGAAAGAACUAUUUAUAGUCUCCUGUCUCUGCGUUUAUUGUGUAUUGUCUAAACUGUAUGUUGUGGUCAGGGUCAAAUGGCGCGUAAUUUUUGCAUGCUAUUCAUCGAGUAUGGUGUUAAUAAUGUUCCGCUCUGCUUUCUAUUAUUUAUUUUUCUUGCUUCUAUUCUGAGUCAUUUUCCUUUGAUUAUUCAGUCCUCUGUGUUGUGCUUUUUAGAGAUAUCUUCUUAUUUUGCAUACGUACCUUUGUUCCAGGACGAAAUAAGUGGGCAUUCUGUAAAAAAUCUUCCCUGCAGAUGUUAGUUGUAUUGGACAAGAGAAUUAUGUGAAGUGUUUCAAAGCCUUGAAAGUGUUAUCAAGGCUUAUGAAACUUGCAAAUUUUUUUUUUUUUUGGUGGGUCUUGUCUUUCGCUUAUAAUUUUGUUUCUAAAAGUACAUUCAAUAUUUGAAAGUGAUCGAACACUCUAACUUAUUCUAAGUAAAAGUUUCAAUUUGUUUAAUUUAUUGACCAACAUCGAACUUAUUUGUCAUGGUAUCAUCUUCAUUGUGAGUACCAUUUAAAUGGAGAAAUGAAUUUUUUGGAGCCGAGGUGUGGACCGCUUAAAAGGACUACAUAUCUUUGCAUAUAUAAUUGAGAUUGAUCGUUAAACUACAAACAUGAGUAUUUUCUGUACUUUUGAUAAGUGUGCAAUGUUCCUCAGUCACACUCAAGACCUGGGUCUCAGUGUGACAAAAAUGUAUGGUCUUAAUGCGUAUAUGAUAAACUUUGCUCUCCGUUUUCUGUACCAGUUAUGGUUCCUCUAAAACACCAGAGGUGAAUGCUACAUUUUACAAAUUUUCAUAAUAAGUUAUAAUUCUUAAAGCUUGCAAUCACAUUAAAAUUUGAAUAAUUCAUUACAA